Messenger RNA from Dermacentor silvarum, 1034 nucleotides. RefSeq lists its product as uncharacterized. The transcript has 8 exons. The record is from RefSeq and is a predicted model, not a curated record. Bases 120 to 1034 code for a protein of 304 amino acids. NCBI's taxonomy places the organism in Eukaryota, Metazoa, Arthropoda, Arachnida, Ixodida, Ixodidae.
AAGAAGAGCUCGCGACCGUUCGUUUGCGUUUUCUGGGGCUGCGCGUCUGCUGCGGCAGCUCUCCUGGUGCCGUGGCUGCGGGCGGGCACACGUAGCUGGGGACCAUGAGUCCCAGCUAGAUGAGCAGCUCCGGUUCCGCAAAGCAGGAACGCAGCGACGGUUUUCUGCCGCACAGCGACGACGAGCCACUGAGGCAUCAGCAAGAAGGCAGCAGCGGAUCCAAGUCCGUGAGCUCAGUCGCAUCGCCGAAGGCGGCUGUCGAGGGUUCGGAGGCGUCUCCUUCGUCCCCCUCGGCCGUCGGGACCCACUGCUCUUUUCCGUCGUCGCCAUUGGCCCCCUCGCCACAGCUGAGAAUACUGCCCGACCACUGGAUCACUGAACAGGUCGACUUACCGGACCAAGGGCCGUACUGCCUUGUGCCCAAGUCCAGCGUUGAGUCUGUGAACCCGCAGACCAGCAACGGUGAACAGCCUGCGUCGCUGCUUCUCGUUCCCAAGUCUAGCGACGAGGCCCUCGCGCCCGACGACCAGCAGCCGCCUCAUGUGCCGCACUUCAGCGACGAUCGCCACGGCAGCAGCGUGAGUCCCGGGUACCGCUCCAACGACCAGGCUGACAUCGUCAGCGCUCAGCCACAAGGCAAGCUAAGCCGCCGAUUUCUCGAAGAUAUGGCGAAGAAACCAUCGACGAGCUCCUUGGACCGGUCGGACAUCGUCGACUUCGUCGUCGACGACCGCACGACCGAGGAGACCAGGGCCAUCUACAACAGUUGGGCGACCAACUACGAAGAGGACAUGGCUCUGCAGAAGUACAAGGCUCCGAGUAUCAUGGCUCACUUCAUCAACCAGGAGCUGCAGAUCAAGAAGGAUGCCGUCAUUCUGGACGUCGGAUGUGGAACGGGGCUGCUCGGGGUGCAGGUGUUUUGUGAGGGCGGAAACGCCCGACAGGGCGCUACGACGCUGUCCCCGCCGGCACAUGCCAGCCUCGAUCGUUGGGAGAACCGGCAGCAGCAGCAGCAGCAGCAGCAGCAGCGGUAG